AUGUCUAUCUCCCUGCUUAAUCGGCUUUACGUGGGCAUAGUAGUUUUUGGCUACUUAGGAGGUUACUCAUUAAGCCUGUCAAUAGACACCCCGAGUUCACAGCACGGAGUUCCCUCUACUGGUGUAUGCGCAUAUAAGACGAUAAACUACAUCACUCACACUCUGCCACAGCAAUGUCUAAAAACGAGCUGGCCAGGCAACAUUGCUCUACCACACGCAACCGAUCUCAUCCAUGAUGAUGUGCAGUCAAGGGAAAAUGGAACAACCCACCCUGUCGUUGGCAAAAUAACAACCAUACCGGAUGAGGCGGUCGAUCCUGUCACAAGCCUUACGUCGACAAUGUCUUCUAAGAAUACUUACAGCGAACUGGAACCGACCCCAAGACCUUUCAUGUCUUUCGAAGACUGGAAGGAGAUGAUGCUUCGCAAAGCCGGACAGGACCCGUCUGAGUUCAAGGGUCGAAGGCCGCACGACCGGGCCAUAGAACACGAAAGGGCCACAAAAAGCUCAAGUCUGGACAGUUUGGGCGAUGAUGGCGAGAUCGACCUUAAUUUUGAUGUUGUGUCGGAGAAAAUCAGCAACAUUGCGUCGGCCCCUCAACCAUCCCCAACCGAUGCAGCGACGUCAGACCCUCAAGAGCCCGUUCUCUAUGACGACGGGAGGACCCAGUACUACCGCAGUAAGGAUGCUGGCAAAACAUGCAAAGAACGGUUUUCAUAUUCCUCAUUCGAUGCCGGGGCAACAGUGCUUAAGACAAACCAAGGGGCGAAGAAUGCCAAAGCCAUUCUGGUGGAAAACAAAGACUCGUACAUGCUUCUGGAGUGUUCAGCAGAGAACAAGUUUGUCAUUGUUGAACUCAGUGACGAUAUUCUGGUUGAUACUGUUGUGCUCGCCAAUUUCGAGUUCUUUUCAAGCAUGAUUCGUCAAUUCCGAGUUAGCGUUAGUGACAGAUACCCCGUGAAAGCCGAUAAAUGGAAAGACCUGGGCACUUUUGAGGCAAAAAACUCUCGCGAUAUCCAACCCUUUCUCGUCCCUAACCCACUCAUUUGGGCAAAAUAUGUUCGAGUGGAGUUCUUGAGCCAUUACGGAAAUGAGUACUACUGCCCUGUCUCCUUACUCCGGGUUCAUGGCACUCGAAUGCUGGAAUCUUUGAAGGACACCGAGACUCCUGCCGAUGACGAGGAUGCAGCUGUGGAAUCCACCGAGUUAGCCGGUGUUGUCGAUGAUGCCUCUACUAUCGACAGCUUUGACAAGCGAAGUGAUGCAUCACGCGCUCCCCAGGAGGAUUUCAUCAAAAACGUUGAACACAGCUUUUCUGUUGAUCCCCUACAGCCAGGUAACCUGUUCCGGCGCUUAGGCAGAGAUAACUACAACUCCACCUGCCCAAGAACUUACACAGCUGUAACCACAGCGCCUAUGAAACCACCAGACCUAGUCGGGGCACAACAGCGAGUUCAAGUUGAAUCUACUCGGAGUAAUUGUAAUGGAAAACCCAGCAGCAGGUACCUCGAUAGUCAUCCUCCAGAGAAAAGAGUUGCAUCGUCAUCACCAGCUGCUGCAAACCACCCAGAAACCAGCAUCGCCUCUACAAUGGCAGCUUCAAUCUCGGUGGCUGCUCAUCAAAACAAUCCACCGUCGGACACACGUUCAGCAGUAGCGGAAGAAAUAAGUGGUAAUUCUUCUCCCACUAAGGCAACUUCACAAGCCAGUACUCAGUCUCGGACCAAGAGCAACUCGACCGCGGCCCCCGCCUCCCCCACUGUGCAGGAAAGCUUUUUCAAAGCUGUCAGCAAACGUUUACAGUUACUCGAGGCCAACAUGACUUGGUCAUUGAAGUAUAUUGAAGAUCAGUCUCGUUCUUUGCAGGAAAUUCAACACUUGGCCGAGCGAAAACAACUUUCCAGAAUAGAUGUGUUCUUGGACAGCCUCAACAUAACCGUUCUUUCUGAAUUACGGAAUGUCCGCCAGCAAUAUGACCAGAUUUGGCAAUCGACAGUGAUUGCCUUGGAAAGCCAGCGUGAGCAGUCACAGAGAGAAACUGUGGCUCUUAGCUCACGCCUCAAUAUUCUCGCUGAUGAGGUGGUGUUUCAAAAGCGAAUGGCUAUAGUUCAGGCCAUUCUUCUUCUGUCAUGUCUUGUGCUGGUCAUCUUCUCUAGAGCCAUGACGCAACCCAUCCUGACUGGCUCCUUUGACCUCGGUCGGUCACCAGGUCUCGACCAUGCCUUGCCUGGCCAACCCACAGCUCGCGAUCCUAACAGUGUACACACCCCUGGAUACGACAAUUUUGGUCGCAGUUUAGGUAACGUUGAUUGCGGUGAUGGUCGCCGGCCAGACUCAAGCUCAGGUCCGGUGCAUACCUCCUCGGUAGCUCCGCAGAGGUUACUCACACCUCUAUCUGACACAGCGCACAAUCGCUAUCCUUCUGACGAUGCCAGGUGUACUGAAGCAGUCACAACAUCCGGCUUUGACCAAGUGGCUGGGAAUGAACCUGACACGGGCUAUCAGACUACUCUUUCUACUCCCACAACCCCUUCUCCCUUGGAGGGUGAAUUUCUCACAGGCGGUGCUGCUCUGUCAGACCAUAAUUAUUCCAUCCAGGACCCAGAUACACUAGUGGAACCUAUACCAGAUCCACUGCUCGAUGUAGGCUCCGGCCAACGGUUCCCACCUCAAACUCGCAGUAUUGUUCCAUCUACAAUCCGUAAACCACUGCCUGCUCUGCCAGAGUAUCCGGCAUGA
Colletotrichum truncatum is the source of this 2739-nucleotide messenger RNA. RefSeq names its product sad1 unc domain protein. The record is from RefSeq and is a predicted model, not a curated record. Gene Ontology annotation, biological process: protein folding in endoplasmic reticulum. NCBI's taxonomy places the organism in Eukaryota, Fungi, Ascomycota, Sordariomycetes, Glomerellales, Glomerellaceae. Gene Ontology annotation, cellular component: membrane; cytoplasm.